CUCUUAAAUGUGAGCACUCAGAACAGAGCUCCAGACCUUAUUUUGACUCAGACUCUGAGUUCUGGAUCAUUUGGUUCAAACUAUUUUUAAUCGUAGUUUGUUAUGGUAUACAAAAACCUGUGCGAACAUAGCUGCAGUCCAUGUGAAGAAGCUUGAACCUUUAUUAAUCUGAGGAUGACUAGAGACGCAUUAGCUGUCACUAUCGUGGUCUUGUGGCUGCUCUGCAAUCCGGCGAGGAUCAGGGGAAACGGGGGAUUUCAAGGCGCCAUUCCUCACCCAAAUAAAUACAGUCCAAACCAGUCGGAACAGUCACCGCAGACACCGCAGGCCGGUUCCAGGGGAACGGGACCGCCUUCAGUCGGGGACGAGGUGCUGGACUCCAGCCAGGAGGCUUUACACGUAACGGAGCGCCGUUACCUCAAACUUGACUGGUGUAAAACGCAGCCGCUGAAACUGAUGAUCUACGAGGACGGCUGCCAGCCCCGCGCCAUCAUCAACCGCUUUUGUUACGGACAGUGCAACUCUUUCUACAUACCUCGGCACGUUUAUCAAGAGGACAACGCGUUUCAGUCGUGCUCCGUGUGUAAGCCGAAGAGUUUCACUACCGUUACGUACACGCUCAACUGUCCCGGGCAGACUCCCAGUACCAAGAAAAAGCGCGUCCGCCGCGUCAAACAGUGCCGCUGUACUUCUGUCGACUUGGAUUAAACGUGCUGACGUCAUUGUUGAGCAUGAUCGAUUUCAGUCAUCAAAAUGUGUUUUUUAUAUUGUGAAGAAGAAGUACAACUGAUGCUAUUAAAUGUACUAUAAAACAAGUUGGAUAAGUUAUAAUACUAUAAAAUAGUGACAUAUUAAAAAUAUGCUUAUUUUAUUACAUUAUUCUCCACUGUGUGGAGCAAAAUUUGCGCAUUGAUGCAAACAGCUUAUUUUGUGGCUUGAUUUGUAAUGUGUGAUACAUACAUAUUAGGCUAUGGGUGUACAUAAGCAAGUUUUUAAAAAAUCCAUUCCAUAAUAUUUUUUCUUGGUCUUUAUACAAUACUGCAAUGUAAAAAGAAUGUGGUGCCAAUGUACAGCCUUUUUCAUCACUUGAUGAAGAAAAUCUAGGUAAAAACAGGUGAAAUACAUUGAAAAAUUGUUUUUAUAUUAAUAAAACUUUGUACAGGCUGCGCUUAUUGUAAAAGGAACAAUAUUACUGUGAUUAAAUGGCAAUAAGAUGUGAUGAAGCAACGUAACUGUCAUGUCCAUCAAAAUAAAACUGAUAGAGAAGUUUAUAUUAUAUUCUUUCACAUGUACAUUAUCUUUGUUUUGUAAUAUUCUCUGAUGAUUUAAUAUGAGCAUAAAAAGUUACUCAACCUUGUUACUCAAUAUACUAAAUAAAAUUACAGCCUUUUUUAAAUCGAACGUUGAGACUGCUUUUUUCAACCCGGUGGUGAAAAUCCCUGAACUGAUUGAGCUGACUUGUAAUAUAAACAUUUUUUAAAUGUUUCUCAUUUUGAACAGCAUUCAUUUAUAUCUGAAACAUGGUCAAAGGGAUUUUUGUUGGGUUAUAGAUGGGAUCCACUACAUUGACAGACAGGCUGUCAUCCUCUAACAUUGCAGUUUUGAGGAAAAGUGUCACACAAACAGGUGCACCUCAUUCUGACCCUGCCAAAAUGCAAGUGCCUGGGUCUUAUACUAUUUUUAUUUAUUUUUUUAUAUAUAUUUUUUAAUCUCUUCUGCUCA
This is a messenger RNA of Labeo rohita (rohu), 1722 nucleotides long. It is a transcript of the gene grem1a, whose product is annotated as gremlin 1a, DAN family BMP antagonist. Gene Ontology annotation, molecular function: receptor ligand activity; BMP binding. Lineage: Eukaryota; Metazoa; Chordata; Actinopteri; Cypriniformes; Cyprinidae. Bases 175 to 708 code for a protein of 177 amino acids. Gene Ontology annotation, biological process: animal organ morphogenesis. The record is from RefSeq and is a predicted model, not a curated record. The transcript is spliced from 2 exons.